UAAAAACUGGCUUUAUAUGUUGACUUCGAACUCGACUGAUUGUUGUCGAUGAUUUAAUUUCAAUACUACCUCGAUCUAAGAUUCUCACUUCUAGCUCCUUAAGAGUUUUUUUAUCCCCCUAAACUGUUGUUUCUUGAUGCUUGUUCUAGAAGCACACAGCAUUUUUUCCUGUCAUCAUGGGAGAUAGAGAGACUUCAGUGGCACAAAUAUCUGUUGCUACUGAUCAUAGUAUAAAGGCUGCUGGAGAUUAUAAUGAUACUAGCAUAAAGGCUGCUUCUGACACUGAUGCUUCUGCUUCUGCUUCUGAAACCAAUGGAGAUUUGGCAGCUCCUUCCACGGCGUCUGCAGCAGGAGACUUAGUUUCUUCAGCCGGUUCUGUCAAUGAAACUGAUUCAGCAGCUUAUACUUCUAAUAUAUAUGCUGGUGGUGCAGCAGUUGUGAACUAUGCCCAGCAAGAAAUUCCCCCCGUCAUGGCAUAUGAUACUAAUGCAUCCGUGGAUCCAUCUCACUUUGGUGCUUAUGAGUCCUCUGUAAAUGGCAAUACUGUCAGUGAAACAGGAAGUGUCGCAACAUCUUUAAUCUCUGAAAAUCGGAUUUCUCAUGCUGGGCUUAUUGAAUCUGCUGCUUUCCAUCAACCAGUUGAUGAUUCUGCACUAACUGCAGAAGAACAAAGAUUGUGGAGCAUAGUGACGGCUAAUUCGUUGGAUUUUAAUGCAUGGACUUCCCUGGUUGAAGAAACAGAGAGAGUAUCUGAGGCAAGCAUUUUGAAGAUUCGAAAAGUUUAUGAUGCAUUUUUAUCUGAAUUUCCACUAUGUUAUGGUUAUUGGAAGAAAUAUGCUGAUCAUGAGGCACGCCUCAGCUCAGUCGACAAAGUUGCAGAGGUUUAUGAAAGAGCUGUUCAAGGAGUUACUUACUCAGUUGACAUGUGGUUGCACUAUUGUGUAUUUGCCAUUAACACCUAUGGGGAUCCUGACAUUAUCAGAAGGCUAUUUGAAAGAGGAUUAGCUUAUGUUGGAACUGAUUAUCAGUGCUUUCCUCUUUGGGAUAAAUACAUUGAGUAUGAAAUUUCUCAGCAAGACUGGCCCCGUGUUGCUGCCAUUUACACACAGUUAUUGGAGAUCCCGAACCAGCAGCUGGAUCGCUAUUUUGAAGGAUUUAAGGAGCUACUAGCCAGUCGGCCUUUAUCAGAGUUGCAAACUCCUGAGGAAGCUGCCGCAGCAGCUGCUGCAAAUUCAGACGGAGAUGGUAAUAAAACUGAAGGAGAAGAUCGUGCAAAUGUUGCGGAUCAGACUCCUAAGCCUGUAAGUGCAAGCUUAAAAGAUGCGGAGGAGUUGGAGAAGUAUAUUACCAUUAGAGAAGAAUUAUAUAAGAAAGCUAAAGAGUUCGAUUCUAAGAUCGUUGGCUUUGAAACAGCUAUCAGAAGGCCUUAUUUUCAUGUGCGCCCCCUCAAUGUUGCAGAGCUUGAAAAUUGGCAUAACUAUCUCGAUUUUAUCGAAGGUUGUGACGACUUCAAUAAGAUUGUCAAGCUCUAUGAGAGAUGCCUAGUGGCUUGUGCCAAUUAUCCUGAAUACUGGAUACGGUAUGUACUGUUCAUGGAAGCUAGUGGAAGUAUGGAGCUUGCUGACAAUGCGCUUGCUCGUGCUACUCAAGUUUUCGUCAAGAGACAACCUGAAAUCCAUCCUUUUGCCGCUCGAUUCAGAGAACAGCACGGUGACAUUUCUGGGGCUCGAGCUGCUUUUCAACUUGUUCACACUGAAAUUUCGCCCGGGCUUUUGGAAGCCAUCAUCAGACAUGCUAACAUGGAACAUCGACUUGGGAAUCUGGAAGAUGCAUGCUCUUUAUAUGAACAGUCCAUUGCAAUUGAGAAAGGGAAGGAACAUUCACAGACUUUACCUUUGUUGUUUGCCCAGUAUUCACGCUUCCUUUACUUGGUUCCUGGCAAGGUGGAAAUGGCUAGGGAAAUUCUUGAUCAAGCAGUUGAGAAUAUCCAGUUGUCGAAACCAAUUUUGGAGGCAUUGAUUCACUUAGAGUCACUACAGUCACUUCCAAAGCGAAUUGAUUAUUUGGAUUCGUUGGUUGAUAAGUUCAUUGUUCCAAAUACUGACAGCCCUAACGUUCCAACUAUUGCUGAAAGAGAAGAGCUAUCAAGCAUUUUCUUGGAGUUUUUGGAUCUCUUUGGAGAUGCACAGUCUAUACAGAAGGCUGAUUAUCGACACGCUAAACUUUUCUUGCGGCACAGGAGCACGUCAGAGUCAAAGAAGCGCCAUUCAGAAGAUUACUUGAUUUCAGACAAAACUAAGCUUGCAAAGUCAGUUACUCCAUCCACCCCUUCCAUUGUGGGUGCAUUUCCAAACACGCAAAAUCCGUGGCCAGCAGGUUAUGGUGUACAGCCUCAAGCUACUCAAGCUCAAGUACCACAGUGGAACCCUGGUUAUGCCCAACAGGCUGCAUAUAGCGCAUACGGUAGUUAUGGAACAAAUCAACAAGUACCUACAUCAGUGCCCCAAAGUGCUGCUUAUGGAACUUAUCCUCCAACUUAUUCAACCCAGGCGUUUCCCCAACAAAGUUAUGCACAACCCGCGGGAGCUGCAAGCUUGACUCCAGCACCACCACCUUCUGCAGUUCCACCUGCUUCAUAUUACGGCAGUUUCUAUUGAGCAGGCGAAUACUGUUACUAAUCAAUUUUGCUUGCCUGUAAUUUAAUCUCUUUACCCGUCCGGUAUAAGUACUCCAAUAUCGUGAACUUAGACAGAUGGCCAGGUAGUAGAGCACUUGGGUAGGGUGGUGAGAGUACUAGUUUGUAUGUUAACUUUGUAGCCAACUUGAUUCAUACAUAACUUUUUCUAGGUAUCUUCUCGAGUAUUUUAAAUUUUUGUGUUA
Olea europaea var. sylvestris is the source of this 2880-nucleotide messenger RNA. Its product is annotated as pre-mRNA-processing factor 39-like. The coding region runs from base 177 to 2657 and encodes 826 amino acids. The record is from RefSeq and is a predicted model, not a curated record. NCBI's taxonomy places the organism in Eukaryota, Viridiplantae, Streptophyta, Magnoliopsida, Lamiales, Oleaceae. The transcript is spliced from 14 exons. Gene Ontology annotation, biological process: RNA processing; mRNA 5'-splice site recognition. Gene Ontology annotation, cellular component: U1 snRNP; commitment complex; U2-type prespliceosome. Gene Ontology annotation, molecular function: protein binding.